Echinops telfairi (small Madagascar hedgehog) is the source of this 1809-nucleotide messenger RNA. It is a transcript of the gene SRPX, whose product is annotated as sushi repeat containing protein X-linked. Lineage: Eukaryota; Metazoa; Chordata; Mammalia; Afrosoricida; Tenrecidae. Bases 34 to 1416 code for a protein of 460 amino acids. The transcript has 10 exons. The record is from RefSeq and is a predicted model, not a curated record.
CUGCGCCCCAGCCCAGCAUAGCGCCAGCGCGCCAUGGGGAGUCCCGCACGCUGGGCUUUUCUGCUGCAGCCACUUCUGCUUCUGCUAUUGCACGCCCCGCAGAGCCUUGGCUUCACAGGAUCUGGAGACUCACCGCUAGAAGAUGCUGAAGUCGAGUAUUCAUAUGCUAGAUAUAAAGACACCCUGUGGUGUUCCCCCAUCAAAGUGAAGUAUGGGGAUGUGUACUGCAGGGCCCCUCAAGGAGGAUACUACAAAACAGCGUUGGGAGCCAGGUGUGACAUUCGCUGCCAGAAGGGCUAUGAGCUACAUGGCCCUUCUCAGCUGAUCUGCCAGUCAAACAAACGGUGGUCGGACAAAGUCAUCUGCAAACAAAAACGAUGCCCUACCCUUGCCAUGCCAGCAAAUGGAGGGUUUAAGUGUGUAGAUGGUGCCUACUUUAACUCCAGGUGUGAGUACUAUUGCUCCCCAGGAUACACAUUGAAAGGGGAGCGAACAGUCAUAUGUAUGGACAGCAAGACCUGGAGUGGCAGACCAGCUUCCUGUGUGGAUAUAGAAGCUCCUAGAAUUAAGUGCCCAAGUGUGAAGGAACGAAUUGCUGAACCCAAUAAGCUGACAGUCCGGGUAUCUUGGGAUACUCCGGAGGGAAGAGACACAGCAGAUGGCAUUCUGACUGAUGUGAUCCUAAAAGGCCUUCCCCCAGGCUCACAUUUUCCAGAAGGAGACCACAAAAUCCAGUACACCGUUUAUGACAGAGCUGAGAACAAGGGCAUUUGCAAGUUUCGGGUUAAAGUAAGAGUCAAACGCUGUGGCAAACUCAAUGCCCCAGAGAAUGGUUAUAUGAAGUGCUCCAGUGACGGUGACAAUUAUGGAGCCACCUGUGAGUUCUCCUGCAUCGGUGGCUAUGAGCUACAGGGUAGCCCUGCCCGAGUGUGUCAAUCUAACCUGGCUUGGUCUGGCACGGAGCCCACUUGUACAGCCAUGAACAUCAAUGUGGGCGUCCGAACAGCAGCUGCACUCCUAGAUCAGUUUUAUGAGAAAAGAAGACUCCUCAUUUUGUCCACACCCACAGCCCGGAACCUUUUUUACCAGUUGCAGCUGGGAAUGCUACAGCAAGCACAGUGCAGCAUGGAUCUUCGGCACAUCACUGUGGUGGAGCUGGUGGGCGUGUUUCCGACCCUCAUUGGCAGGAUAAGAUCAAAGAUUAUACCUUCAAGCCUAGCUCUGCAACUCAAGUUGUUACUGCGAAUCCCACUCUAUUCCUUCAGUAUGGUGCUAGUGGAUAAGCAUGGCAUGGACAAGGAGCGCUACAUCUCCCUGGUGACGCCCAUGGCCAUCUUCAAACUGAUUGACACUUUCCCUUUGAGAAAAGAGGAGAUGGUCUUGCAAGCUGAAAUGGGUCAUGCCUGUACCACCUGAUGUGGUCGUCUCUAUCUUGGCUGUUCCUCUUCUCUCUCUCCAUAGUGCUACACACACAGGGAAGGCCUUAAAAAUAUCCUUGAUGUAUACAGUUUUAUUUGUAAUUUUAAAAGUCUAUUUUAUUAUGAGCUUUCUUUGCACUUAACAAUUAGCACUAUGCUUUGAGUACUUGGAAGUUUCAAAUAUUAUAUGAAUAUGAUAUUUACUCUUCCUCAUAUGAAUUACUCCACCAUUACUGGUUAAUAUUUUAAAGAAUUUAGAAACCACAAGCAUACUUAUAUUUUCUAUGUCAUUCAGUGUAACACAUACCUCCCUUUCAUGUUAUUGUUUAUAUAAGACCUUAACUAAUAAAAUAUUUUGAGCAAAUUUAUUAAAAUUUACUUUGUUGUUCAA